GGUCAUUUCAUCACUAAACUAUCAAUCAGUGUCAGUGUAUUGACAUGUCUAUCUAAUGAGCUAGUUAAUGACAAAAAAGAUAAUGAAAAUAUGGCGAAGAACAAAAUAGAAGAAUAAUCGGGUUUCUUACAACGUUAUUAUAAGUACCUAAUAGAAUUAAAUAUCAAAUACAAUAUUGUUGAAGACUUGAAGUGUAUGGAGAAAUUUCGGUCUCUUCAUAAAUAGGUAAAAGUGAAGCCUUAAAAAGCUUAAAAAAAACCCAUUCCAAAACUUUGAUAUGCCUAAAAAGCGGAGAACAGAUACAAGCGACGCUAGUGACGAAGAGAAGGACUACAGAGACAAGAGGAAAAGAAAUAAUGAGGCUGUCAAGAAGAGUAGAUUCAAAUCAAAACAAAGGACACAAGAGACUUUCACUAGAGUCAGCAAAUUGAAGGAAGACAAUAAGGUUCUUGAAGAAAAAGUAAAAAUGUUGACCCGAGAACUGCAGUGCUUGAAGGAUCUCUUCCUCGCACAUGCAGCCAAUAAAUCUCAGGCCUCAUUGGGGGGGAUGGAUCUGCAAAAACUACUUGAUGAUAUCCCGGAUGAUAAAGAUCAAAGUAACAAAUAAUUUGCUAGCAAAUACACAGUUAUAUGAAAAGCAAUAUAAAGAAAUAUUAAGAAAUCAGACCCUGGGCUCUGACACUUAACAGCUGUGAAACCAAUCAGGAAAACACUUCAAUGAGAUUAUGAUCAACCAACAUUGCUUCUACCCUUAACCGUAGUUUAUGGAUGUUUUAUUUCUAGGAAAUACAAACUCAACCAAGGAACCAAUCUUGUUUGUUAUCUGCUCAAUCUUGGUUGGCCUGAGCAUCACUUACUUUGUUUUAGAUACACAUGUAUUAUUUUAUAUUGACAACUUAGGAUGCCGACAUCCAUGUAAAGUGUAAAUGAAAAAAGCUUUUAAAAGUAAGAAAGCAGACCCUGGGCUCUGACACUCACCAUCUGAGGUAGGAACCGAGAAAAUGCUGGAGUAUUCUUCGAAGUGCACUUGUUUUGAGUGUACUGUCGCAGCAUACCAAAAUUAUUGUUCGAAACGCACCAAAAAAGUGUGCUUCAAGGAAUGCAAUAAAUAUUGAAAUUUCGUUCUUCCAGUGCACCCACGUUUAAAUAUAGGGAGGAGCAUGAAGUUAUAACCAUGGGUGCUCUUCAACAUAUUUUUGUAUUUCUCGAAGUGCACUUUUUUGGUGUGGUUAGAAAAAAUAUUUUGGUGCGCUUCAAUGGGUGCACUCAAAACAAGUGCAUCGAGGAAUACCUCAAAAUGCUCACAUGAGAGAAAGAAAAUAAAUGAGAUUACUGUGCUAGUAUUAAAAUUGUUCAUAUUGCUGAGCCCAUUUUGUUAAGUUGUAUUAAAUAUACUUAUAAUUUUGUAAGUACAAAGUGUGGUAGGUUCCUUUAGAAUACCUAUUUUAAACAAAAAUAUAUAUUUGUUAUAUGUUGCAUUUCUUAAAUAUAUAUAUUGAAGCACAAAGAGCUGUAAUUAGGUUGAAGAUAUAGUAAAACAAUUUUUAAUUUAUACGUAAAUGGCAUAGUUGCAUUUUAUAAGGUCAUCUAAGAAACAUUUUUACAAGUGUCCUGUUUGAAAAUCUAAAUGUUUAUUUUAUUAAAAUUAUGUUACAUGUUUUAAA
This is a messenger RNA of Plodia interpunctella (Indianmeal moth), 1664 nucleotides long. RefSeq names its product Inverted repeat binding protein 18 kDa (gene Irbp18). The record is from RefSeq and is a predicted model, not a curated record. Gene Ontology annotation, biological process: DNA-templated transcription; regulation of transcription by RNA polymerase II. NCBI's taxonomy places the organism in Eukaryota, Metazoa, Arthropoda, Insecta, Lepidoptera, Pyralidae. The transcript is spliced from 3 exons. Gene Ontology annotation, molecular function: DNA-binding transcription factor activity, RNA polymerase II-specific; RNA polymerase II cis-regulatory region sequence-specific DNA binding. Bases 278 to 607 code for a protein of 109 amino acids.